CACGCGUAAGGUAACAAAUAAAAGAUUUUUAAAAAAUCUGUGAAAAAAAUAAUGGCAAUUUAAAACGAACGUUACGCCUGACCAAUCAGAAGAGAAAAGGGGCUGGACUGCUUCUCAUAAUAAAGGUGUGUGAGGGUCCAGAGACGAGCAGGAUUUAACAUCAGCAUCCCGGAGCAUCAGCAUCUCUCUGACAUCUCACGCUCGUCCCUCGUUUACCAUGUUGCUGCUCGGACUCUUGCCGCUGAUGCUGCUUCGGGGGUGCGGUUGCCAGGCGGCAGACGUUCCCGAGGAUGUGACGGCAGAGUUCUCAGUCAGACUGUACCACCAGCUCCAGAUCACGGAGGGAGAGGAGAACAUCAUCUUCUCACCUCUGAGCGUGGCUCUGGCUCUGGGCAUGGUGGAGCUGGGCGCCCGCGGCUCUUCUUUAGAGGAGAUCAGACAGGCCGUGGGCUACAGUCAUUUCAGAGAAGAUGAGGAGUUCUCUCUGUUGAGCAACCUGACCCAGGCCCUAUCCACAGAUGAAGAGCAGUACGUGGUACGGCUGGCCAACUCCCUCUUUCUGCAGACGGGGGUUCACUUCAACGAGGACUUCCUGCAGCUCAUGAAGAAGUACUUCAAAGCGGAGGUGGAGACGGUGGACUUCAGCCAAUCAGCAGCCGUGGCUGAACGCAUCAACUCUUGGGUCCUGAACCACACGGAGAGCAAAAUCCACAACCUGGUGUCUGCGGACGACUUCAGCAGCUCCACCAUGAUCAUGUUAGUGAAUGCGGUGUACUUCAGGGGCAGCUGGAAGAACCAGUUCAGACCAGAAAACACCAGAACCUUCUCCUUCACCAAAGACGAUGGCAGUGAAGUUCAGACCUUGAUGAUGUACCAGCAGGGAGAUUUCUAUUAUGGAGAGUUCAGCGAUGGCACCACAGAGGCGGGUGGAGUGUACCAGGUGCUGGAGAUGCUCUAUGAAGGUGAAGACAUGAGCAUGAUGAUCGUUCUGCCCCGUCAGGAGGUUCCUCUGGCCUCCCUGGAGCCCAUCAUCAAAGCCCAGCUGCUGGAGGAGUGGGCCAACAACGUCAAGAGGCAGAAGGUGGAGGUCUACCUGCCCAGGUUCAAGGUGGAACAAAAGAUUGAUCUGAGAGACACUCUGCAGCAGCUGGGCAUCAAGAGCAUCUUCACUAAAGAUGCCGAUCUGUCGGCCAUGACAGCCGAGAUGACAGAUGGACAGGAUCUGUUUAUCGGGAAGGCUGUGCAGAAGGCUUACUUGGAGGUGACCGAGGAAGGUGCCGAGGGGGCGGCAGGAUCAGGUGACAUUUAUUUCCAUUUCCAUUUUUUCAUACUAUAGGAAAACUUGAAAUCACAUCAUAUGUUUUGUUUUCUCACAGGAUCCAUCCUCUUCAUGGGCAGAGUUAUGAACCCUGAAGUCAUUGAGCCCUUUGACAACUACUUUGACAUGUGAAAACCCAGCAAUGUGACACUCAACCGAGUUCAUGCUUAUUUUCAACAUCAUUCACAGAAAGCAAACUCAUUACGUUGCCAUGGUUUUCUAUACACACAAGAAAAUAUUAUAUAAACAGGAUAUUUAUAUGAUAAAAGUGAUUGUGUUUUGAUACUCGUAAGCUUUAACAGCACCAGGAAGUACAGAGCUGUAAAUAUUUGAAGUCUACUCUAUUCACAUUCAGUCACGUCUUAUUCCACACCAGCAUCAUUCGUUCCUGUGUUUCUUAUCUUGUAUAUUUGCUAUUGUGUUCUGUAGAGAAAAACGUUGAUAUUUAUUGCAAGGAUGUGAGCACUUCUCUAUAUGUAGACUCACUUAAUGUCUUUUUCAUUUCUUUACACUCUUUUUUGGGUUUGUACAUGGCUGAAGUACUGCUGACAUACUAAUAUGCCUUAUUAUAUAAAUAUGAGUUUUUGAUUUAAUGAAAGGUUGCGAAUGUACAGGUAGUGGAGCGCUGUUGCCAUGGAGACUCAGGCGAACCGAGGGAGAGUGCAUUUGGUAAAAGAGAUUAAAAAAUACCAGCUGUA
This is a messenger RNA of Sinocyclocheilus grahami, 2016 nucleotides long. RefSeq names its product serpin peptidase inhibitor, clade I (neuroserpin), member 1 (gene serpini1). Lineage: Eukaryota; Metazoa; Chordata; Actinopteri; Cypriniformes; Cyprinidae. Gene Ontology annotation, molecular function: serine-type endopeptidase inhibitor activity. Gene Ontology annotation, biological process: negative regulation of endopeptidase activity. The transcript is spliced from 8 exons. The record is from RefSeq and is a predicted model, not a curated record.